This is a messenger RNA of Aspergillus heteromorphus CBS 117.55, 1251 nucleotides long. RefSeq lists its product as uncharacterized. Lineage: Eukaryota; Fungi; Ascomycota; Eurotiomycetes; Eurotiales; Aspergillaceae. The transcript has 4 exons. Bases 334 to 1083 code for a protein of 249 amino acids. The record is from RefSeq and is a predicted model, not a curated record.
GUCGAUCAUUUGUGCUCGAGUAAAAACCCCCAAGUCAUGAUAGCUGCAUGCUGAUUUUCAACUCCGGCCUCGUAUCUCCCGCGACCUAGUGACGCCAUACGAGUCAGAUUUUAGCAAGCUUACCUCGGACAGGGGCUUCGACUCACUCCUGAUGGCCUCGCAGGGCUCACCCACCUUAUCAGUCCGACGGGCGUCCGAUCAUGGCCGUUUCCCUGCCCCCACUGGGCGCAAUAGGCUAGGGUGACUCAAGAACACCAGACGCCGUCAUAUAAGAUGUGCCGGCCGCGCAAAUGAGUAUGCGGCUCCUGGUCGCAGACCUCAUCCAAACGGACCAUGUCAGUCAUGGCGUGGGAUUCCCUCCCUGCCGGGUAUCCGCCCGUUGUUAUCGCUCUCUCCGGUCUUUUUGUCCUGUGUGGUCUGGGAAGAUACAUACACCUGCGCCGCGCAAGCAUCAAAGUAGUCCCCAAUUAUAAGGGGCUGCAGAAGGAGCUGCUUGCUGUUCUACUUGCCGGUCUCCAUCUCGCCGCCCUCAUCUCUCUCAUAACCUCCCAUGCCACUCCGCUGUUCAUCGCCUCGGCUGCUGCGGCUUUUGCGGCCUCGCUUCUCAUUCCAGCCCUCUCAUUCAUCGAGCAUGGUCGCUCGAUCAGCCCAUCCGCUAUUCUCAACAUAUACCUCUUCGCGUCUCUGGUACUGGAUGCUGUCGGAAUUGCUUGGCUUCGGAUUGUUACCGGCGAUCGCUCCCCGUCCCCAUGGAGAAUUGCCGUGCUGGUAGUGACCUCCGUGCUUCUCGUGCUGGAGUCCCAGAACAAAAGAGCUAUUCUGCGUGAGCCUUUUCAAAACGCCUCCACCGAGGAGACCGCUGGCAUCUUCAGCAAGACAUUCCUGGUCUGGAUUCUCCCGUUGCUUCGGAAGGGCGACAAGCAGCUACUCAUACUGGAUGAUCUCUUUGACAUGCACAGUGAAUUGUCAUCUCAGCUGCUGCGUAGCCAGAUGCUGAGACACUGGGGCAAACGAUCCUGCUAUAUGCUGCUAUCAAAUGCACCUUCUGGCAGAAUGCCAGAGUGUUUCCAAUCCUGUUGCUAGUGAUCGUCUUCCAAUAUGCCCAGCCUUCGUUUGUCAGCCGUAUGAUUGCCUUCGUAACAACGCCCCUGUCGAGUGAGGAGCAGCGUUCCGAGGCCUUGAAGCUACUUGUCUCUGUGGUCGUCGUCUUCGUCGGCUUCGCUAUUGGCAAUGGCUUUGCGGACAUAGCCA